UGCCCACAGACUUCAUUGACUCCAACGAAUUGCACGACAUAAUCGAUGUGUCGCAGUUUGAAGGCGUAGAGCUUGCGAAUGAUACCGCCGAAUAUGAUGACAGCACCUUGAGAAAUGCCUCAAAGCACUCCAUUUCACAAGCACCGCCAAGCACCUUGCAAACGCUAAUAGGUAAAGAGGCAAGCCCUGAAGACUACCGCUGGCCGGCUGCCAAUUUUUCACUCGAGCCCAAUCAGCAGGCGAGCACCAGCGUUGGGGGCAUUGCUGGUGUGGACCGCCAGCAGGCGUACGAUGUGGAAGAGAUUAAUUUCGAGCAAGUUGUGCUUGAGAACACAGACGAUAUAACAAUGGACGAUGGUCAUAUGGAUAAUCGCAAUGCGCACGGUUUUCCCGUAAGCAAUCCUGCUGAUUUAGUUGUAGACGAAGAUGGCAAUAAUGAGACGGAUAACGGCGGCGGCAGUGGCGGUGACGGCGGCGCCGAUGGUGUUGAUGACGAUCAGACAAGUCGUUUUCUUGCGGGCGUUGUCGAUGCGGCGAACGAAGAUGAGAUCUACGAUUGGGACGAGAUAUCGCGUAAUAAUCGUCGGAAUUUGAUGCGCGGUCGUGAUGUCGUGACGAAAUUUUUGCAAAUUGUCGAAACGCAACAUUUACUCGGGGCAAAUUGUGAGGCGGGUACGUCGUUGAAUUUGGGCGAAGGCGUCGUGGAUCGGUACGCUCAGGAUCGGUUUCGCGUAGAGGCGGAGGUGGCGGUGAAUCGGGCGAAUAUGCUGACAAGAAUUUUCAAGAUGACCGCCCCAGCUGCUCAGGCCGACGUUAAUCUACUACACGCUUCCGUUCUUUCGAUGGUCGAAUUCGAUGAUGACAUCUUCGCAGCUGGCAAUUGUUUCGAUUGGAAUGAGCAUCCUUCACAAACUGGCCUUUUCUGUCCGUUUGCAUAUCGCUUGCCUGCGCCAAAUUUGGGCGCGAUUCUCGCCAAGGAUCUCUCCAUGGAGUAUCAUUAUCUCGGCAAUACGUCUGAGUGGUUUUUCCAAGCACGCAAAAAUGCCGAGAAGGUCAUAUUGCACAACGAGCAAUAUCUGAAAUCCUUCCAUCUGUACUCGAAUAAGACCGAUGAACGCAUUGAGGACGACACAUUGGCUGUGAAAUACGAGGAUGGCCGCUGGUCGAAACCAUACUAUGAUUGCGGUGGUGGCAAUAUUUGGAUGCUGACUUAUACGGUGCCGUUUUUCGGUUAUGAAAAUGGAACAUAUCAUUUCAAAGGUACAUCUGGCAUCGACAUCGAUUUGCGGCGUGUAGAUAUCGAUCAGUGUCCGCAACGCAACUCACCGGGCACCACACAGCCACUGAAUAUUUUCGCCGGCACCGACAAAUGCAAGCAGCGCACAACUAUGUGUGAAGCCCUAAACGGAUUGGGCUUUCGUCGAGGCUCCUAUAAAUGUGUUUGCCGCAAGGGCUACUACUUUCCCGACACAACGUCAACGCAAAAGUUUUUCAAUGGCAGCCUACUGGAGGAGGAGUAUGAAAAGUUAAUGCUGGGUCGCAACUCCACCUACAACAUAGUCAACGAAUACGAGUGUCUACCCUGCGCCGAGGGUUGUGAUUACUGUGAGGACGGUUCGCCUUGUAUUGCGGCGCUUAAUUGGCCGAUGCGUACGAGUAUAUUGGUUCUGGCCUGCACCGUUAUUGGCUUACUACCACCGGCUGCUUGGUUUACAUUUCGUUAUCAACAAGUGAAGGUUGUUCGCGCUGCCAGUCCGGCAUUAUUGCGAGUUAUUGCCUUGGGCGCUUUCUUCAUCUAUUGCACGACUAUCGUCAUGUAUCCAAAUCCAAAUCUUUACACCUGUACGGCGCGAAUAUGGCUACGCGAAAUUGGUUUUUCUUUAACAUAUGGAGCGUUGAUGUUGAAGACGUGGCGCAUUUCGGUGAUAUUUCGUGUUCGUUCAGCGAAAGCGGUUAAAAUCACAGACGCAGCACUGUUGAAGCGCCUCGGCAUUAUUUGCGGUGUCAUUGGUACGUGCCUGUUGGUGCGUACUUUGGUGGCACCGCCCGAUGUUGUGGUUGGACGCACUGCCGAUGAUCUGAAAGCAUUUUUGUGCAAAACGGAUUACUGGGACUACACUUUCACAUCGAUGGAGGUCUUAUUUCUCGCCUGGGGUGUUCGCCUGUGCAUAAUGGUACGGAAAGCGCCGUCCGAAUUCAACGAGAGCCGCUUUAUUUCGAUGGCCAUUUAUAAUGAAUUCCUGUUGACUUGCUUUCUCAACGUGUCCAUGCUCUUCCUGCAGUCACCGGCUAAUCCUGACUUACUCUACAUCAUUUUCUUUACUCACACCCAAUUGACGGUGACACUUUUACUGUGCUUAAUUUUCGGCAGCAAGGUUUUGAUUGUGCUGCGCAGCGGCAAAUCGCAUCAGGAGACCAUCGGCAUGGGUGCCAAAUCCUCCGGUGCUAAAUUCAAUUUUCGCCCGCAGGUGCGCACGUUUCCUAAUCCCAGUUCGGUUACCACAUCCACGGCACCGGUGGCGGGCACCACGUCGGGGGACACUAAACUCUCUGAACAGGAGGCACUUGAAGAGAUCCGACAACUGAGCGUACAACUGCAGCGUAUACAAGAGAUGGCGCCCCCGAAAGGUGUUGCGGUGAUGACAAUCUCCAGCCUCUUGGACGGCCUGAAGACACCUGGCGGCAUGAUUAUGGUAGCCGCUGCAGCCUCUCAAGCCGCCACAUCUAAUAAUCAACUCACCAUCCGACCAUACACACCUGGGGGCGGAGCCAAUACGCCCACGAACGUCAGUGGUGGUGGUGGUGUUGUUGGUGGUAACGCACUUCCUCUACUUGCGCUCAACAGCGAAGUGGAGAAAUACAAUCAACAACUGCAGACAACACAAAACAACAAUGUCACUACAAAUGUACCUCUAUUAAGUGGGGUGAGCAACAAUGCUGCCAAACCGACGCCAGGGAGAACGUUUAUGCUCGAAGUUGAAACGAGCACAACGACAAUUGAAGAGUCUAUGUUAGCAUUGCGCGAAGAUCGUGCCAUCAACACUGACUUGACGCGCAGCGAAGACUUCCAUCAACAAGCGCUGGGCUGUGCGCAAGGCCACAUCAUAUGCACGCGCUGUUUAGUCAUAUCCAAGGAACACUACUUCAGCUGUCGGCCCUUCACGCCGCCACACGGUCUAGCGGAUCAUGAAACCGCAAGUGGUUGUCGGCGACGUGCUGGUGGCGUCACGUGUCAACAACUGGGCUCACCGCAGCCGGAAGGCAGUAUUAGUUUUUCGAAUAUCAAAUUGGAAUGCAUGUGCUCCCAGCCCGAUCUGGAUUUCGAACCGGAUUGUGAUGUGCCGCAGCGUCGGCGCAUUAACAUGCGUACGGCAGCGACAAAUACGCCACCCUCUACAGGCGGCAGUAGCAGACGACGCAGCGGGCGCACGAAAACACCCAGCCCAAGCUGGCAGGAUGUGUCUGCUGAGUAUCACGAUGCAGAUGUAACCUAUCGUAUUUGUGAUAAUUGUAAAAAUAAGUAUCGAAAUAGCAAUAAGAGUGGCGGUAGAAAGUUCCGUAAAAGUAUGAAAGAUGGACGCAACCCAAGACUGACGUCAACGUCCAAAACCGCAGCAGUGGCUGCAGCAAUAAAGAGCGGUGACGAGCGGCAUGUGCAGCGCUGCAGCUUAGUAGGUGCACGUGUGUGCGUGAGUCAAACACGCAGCAAUGAUCUGCUCGACCGUCAAUUGCCCAAACGAACGACGACCGAACUCAUGGGGGACGCGGCGUGUGCAAAGCAGCGGCCGAAAGUACACUCUACCGAUGACAUAAUAUUCUAUACAUCCACCGACGAGAGCAGCAGCAACAGCAAAGACAGCUCGGAUGACGAUGACGAAGGUGCCUGCAGUCGCCUGCGUAGUCGCCGUGAGCUCACCUUCCAUUCGGUGUCUGCUCUCAGCACCGCAGACGGUGGUAGCGCGACGCGACCAACAGGGCCUACGACAACGUCGGCACAGUCGAUAGUGACGACGGCGGUGGUAACGACUAGCGGCGCGGAAUGUGCAGAGGCGACUGCGAAUGCACAAUCUUUGAAUAAUAUAGCAAAUUUCUCAACGAAAAAGGAUGAGCUCAUCACGAGUGUGGUGUGUGAGGCUGAUGCUGGUGCAGAGAAUAGUACAACAUCGGCGGCGACAGCCGCGAAUGGCACAGGGCGCGCUAAGCGACCUGACAAACUAAUACUCGAUUUGAAUGAUCGUUCCAAGUAUACCAAAGAGGUUUCUGUUUAGACUAUUAAUGUACAAGUGCAAGGUGUGAAAGUGAGAAUGUUUGUUAGUGAUGAGCGAUAAGCUAGUCAGUGAUGUAAGAGAGCCUAGCUAAUUAUAGAAUUUUUGUACAUAAAAAAUUGAAUUAAUAGCAAAUUUAUUAAUUUUGAAAGUAAAGUAAAUCUCACAUUACGCUAAGUAUGAGUCUGCAUAAAUGCAUAUGCACUGUAACGAUUUGAAAAGAGUAAAAUGUAUAUAAAUAAAUUAAAUAAUAAUGGUUGACCAUAUUGAAAAGCCCCGAAUGAGGCUUACAAGUUUGUAUAUGAAAUUACUCA
Molecule: messenger RNA, 4579 nt
Organism: Ceratitis capitata (Mediterranean fruit fly)
Lineage: Eukaryota; Metazoa; Arthropoda; Insecta; Diptera; Tephritidae
Exons: 13
Coding region: 348-4268 (1306 amino acids)
Biological process (GO): G protein-coupled receptor signaling pathway
Cellular component (GO): membrane
Molecular function (GO): G protein-coupled receptor activity
Source: RefSeq, a predicted model, not a curated record